ACGUAGUCGUAGUAUCGUACUGACUGUCACUGAGAAUUUGAUCUAAACAAAAUACAUUUGCCGUGUAUGCGUAUUCGUCUGUUCGAGCUGAUAAAUCAACGUAGGGCAAUUGUAGUUGUGCGGUAAUUAAGAAGUAAACAGAUCCACCUGAAUGAUUUCAAUUAAACGCAUCGCAUAAUACAAAUCAGCCGAACAAAUGAAUGUGAUUUGAAAGUGUGAGGUUCCAGUAACGAGUGCGAAUAAAGUAUUUUUCGAGUGUGUGACGUAGGGAAGAUAUAAAAAAAACGAAAAGAAAGGUAAAACACACUUGAGUUAAGUCGAGUUUAUUACUGAAAAGUGUGAGUACGUGGCUAAUUGAAUUAGGAUGCACUGCUUAAAUGCAUUUCGCAUUCGGAUGAUCAUUAUCCUGUUGGCGGUCUUCAUAUUUUGGCAAAUAUUUCGAAAUUGGCCCGGUACAGAUGAUUAUACGAAUUUAUCACGUACGGUUGGCUCUCCGGUGAUGGUGAUGGUAUUUUAUGAGGCUCUGUGUCCCGAUUCAAAGCAUUUUAUACUCAAGCAAUUACAGCCAUCGUAUGAAAAAGCACCGUCACUCAUCGAUUUUCAAUUGGUUCCCUAUGGAAAAGCAACGACCAACACAAAUCGGGACGGAUCGUUAAGCUUCGAUUGUCAACAUGGUGAAACUGAAUGCGAGGCAAACAUUUAUCAUGCCUGCACAAUUGAAGCAGUCCAAGACCAAAAAGUAUUACUAGAUAUGAUAGCCUGUAUGAUAAGAAAUAAUUUCCGGCCAAAAGAAGCUAUGAUUUCGUGCGCAAAAGAGAAUCAUCUCGACUACGAGGCAAUUGCUAAGUGUUAUGACAGUCCACACGGAGCUGAACUGUUGAAGUUGCACGGGGAAGCAACAGCAGCACUACGACCGAGGGUUUCAUUCAUUCCAACCAUAACGUUAGACGGAUCACAAGGAAGACAAGCAUCAAUACUGAAAGAUUUACUGGGUGAAGUGUGCAAAAUUGUCGCUGGCCAUGGUCCAAUGCCAGCACCAUGUCUCUAAUCAAAACCUCUUCCUCGCAUAUAAUGAUCAAAGACUUUUUUAAUUAGACAAAAAACACACACGUACGUAUUAGAUGACGAUUGUCAAUGUGACAGUUUGAAGAGAACAUUUUUUCUACUUUUUUUUCUCGAUCAAAAGUGAAAGUCACGUGUUUGUGAACAUUUUGACGAGUCAUUUAUUGUUUUUUUUUUGCUCGGUUAAAUUGUAUUAAUAUAUGUGAAAUAUCAAUUCUUUUCUGUGCUCGGCUAUGAGCGCUGUAUUGUAGCGAUAACAAUUCUUAUCACCUUUUGUGUUGUUCAAAAUGACUUAACGACAACCGUGUGGUGGUUUUACUAGUUUAAACUAUUUUUUUUUCUCGUAUUUAUAAGGUGUGAAACCGACCCUUGCAUACCAAAUAUACAAGACAACUGCGAUAUUUAUUUAUGAAUUUUUGUAGCUAAGAAUUUUAAAUAAAUAACAAUGCAUGGAAGCAAAAGAAGAAAAAUGACAACAAGUCCGAAUCUUA
Messenger RNA from Sitodiplosis mosellana (orange wheat blossom midge), 1553 nucleotides. Its product is annotated as GILT-like protein 2. The record is from RefSeq and is a predicted model, not a curated record. NCBI's taxonomy places the organism in Eukaryota, Metazoa, Arthropoda, Insecta, Diptera, Cecidomyiidae. The coding region runs from base 365 to 1048 and encodes 227 amino acids. The transcript is spliced from 3 exons. Gene Ontology annotation, molecular function: oxidoreductase activity, acting on a sulfur group of donors, disulfide as acceptor.